CAUUGUGUUUUGUGUUAUUGUUGUGGUAACCUAUUUGUUAAAUAGAUUAUUGUAUUUUGUAUUAUUAUAAUUUUCAGAUUAAAUUGUAUAUAAUUUGACAAUUUAUUAACUUAAAAUUUUAUUAAUACAUUGCAUCAAAAUGAAUCGUUCUUGGAACAGAAAUUCGAGUUCAUCCUCAGGUUUUGUGUAUUUCGCUAAAGAAUCUCAAAAAGAAUGUGGAGAUUCCGAGAACUUUUUGUCAUUUCAGGAGAGCCCUCAAAAAAGUUAUAACCAUAUUUCACCGAAUUAUGGAACGCCAAUGUCCCAUAGCAGCCCUAGAAAUUUCAAUAAGAGAAAUAAUUACAGAUAUUCUGGGAGAAAUAGAGGAAACAGAUCAUAUGUUAGUCCUAAUGUAAAUUUUAAAUCUUGGAAUAACUACAACUCACCCAAACCACAUCAUCAGAAGAAAAUAUCAUUUAAUAAAAUUCCAAUGAUGAGCGCAGAUGGCCAGAGAGACAUGUCGAUGUUUUAUGAUCAUACAUGUACUUGGAAUCCAUGGGCAGAUUUAGAAAAACAUUUCAAAGAAGAGGAACCAGUUAAAGAGGAGAAGAUGAUUGAAAGCCCAUCAGUACCAAUAGUUAGUGAACCGGAAAGCAAAACAAUAAUAGAUACUAAAAAAGAAAAUGAGUCUAGUUCUAGUGAUGACAGUAGUGAUUCAGAUGAAGAUACUAGUAGUAGUGAUAGUGACAAAAAAGAAGAAAAUGACACGUCAUAGUAGUUAGUAUAAUUAUUAAAUACAUUAGGAAAAUCUAAUAUAUGUAACACAGUAUAUCUACAAAGUUUAUCACAAAAAUUUAUGAUUAUCUAAAUUAUAUUUCAAGCUAAUUAUGAAAGCUUAUUAUCAAAUAAGGUUCCCAAAGGGAGUAAAAUUCUUUUGAAUUUAAUUCUAUCCGUAUAUACGUUCAGUCUGAAUUUUGAACGUUAAAGGCAAAUUAUGUAUUAAUAAAUGAUUAUUUAAUUAACAAGCAGAACUACUUGGGUUUACUUGUCAGAAAUACUUAACUAGGGUUUUGGGUUUUACUGUCUGGUCUAGAGUCUAGAAAGUUUUAUCAUGGAGGCUGGGAAUAAUAAGAUAAAGAACAAUAAUUAAGACGGGCGAAUUUACGAAAAACAGAAAUUUAUCUCAAUUCUGUCCAAGCUCUCAUGAGAGACAUUCGAAGAAAUUUGCGUCUAGUAAAGCAGAAUGGGCAAUCCGCUAGUAUAACUUAGUUAAGUAUUGAGUUGUAAUUUGUGAUAACUAUUUAGUGUUUAAAUAAAUUUUUUCGUAUAUAAUAUCACAAGAGAGAAAAUUUUGCCGGCAAUAUUUUCGACUGGUAUGAAAGUUUGUUGCCUGGCAAUUUUCGCGAAUUAAAUUUUGACUUAAAUCACGAGACGUCAGUCGAGUGAUUUUGUCAAAAUUUCAUAAGCGAAAAUUACCAAAAGGCAACGAACUUGAAUGAAACCAGGAGAAAAUUCUGCCGGAAAUAAUUUUCUCUCGAAUGAUAUUCGACAAGACUAUUUCACGAGACAAUUAAUGCACCAUAUCAACGAAAUAUAAUCUGUAUUUAUUUGUUAUUACCAGACACUUUCGUGACGGAUCUGUCAUAAUUUUGUCGCUGAGAUUUCACGUCGUUAAGGAGUUUUGUCAGUAGGAAACGAAGCGUUGCUAUGCCGUUUUAUCAGUUAAAAACAGUCUAGUGAAAUAGUCAUUAAAAGAAAUCCGAUAAAUAUUUUGUGGCAAAACUUUUUAGACUCAAUACGAGAUACGAUACCUCAUUUUUCAUGUUUUUAAGUUUUGUGGAUAUUCUGCAUAUAUUAUGAAUUUUAAAAAUUAUCGUAACAUUAAUUUGGGAAUACUUUUUUAUAGGAAAUUAUGGAAAAUGUCAAAUUAUAUUUAUUUAUGAUUAAUAGAUUUUUAUUAAAUCUAA
Molecule: messenger RNA, 1946 nt
Organism: Diabrotica virgifera virgifera (western corn rootworm)
Lineage: Eukaryota; Metazoa; Arthropoda; Insecta; Coleoptera; Chrysomelidae
Exons: 2
Coding region: 140-754 (204 amino acids)
Source: RefSeq, a predicted model, not a curated record